Messenger RNA from Alosa sapidissima (American shad), 1668 nucleotides. Its product is annotated as transmembrane protein 235. Bases 200 to 865 code for a protein of 221 amino acids. Gene Ontology annotation, cellular component: apical plasma membrane. The record is from RefSeq and is a predicted model, not a curated record. The transcript has 4 exons. Lineage: Eukaryota; Metazoa; Chordata; Actinopteri; Clupeiformes; Clupeidae.
GUUGCGGUCUCUCCGCAAGCAGCGUGGUUCGUUUGGUAAGAAAUGAGCUCGCGCGAAUGCAAAUAUUGGAAACAAGUGUACGUUUUUUAAGAGGGUUUAUAUCGUCUUGUUAGCUGGUCGUCUGUUCUUAAAGCUGUCAGUGAACACAUAUGCUGUAGCCUCCAAUUGAAAUCCAAAUUGAAUAUCAGUGCCUGGGAAAAUGACGAAGUUCGGAGCAGUCGUUGUUACGGCAGGUGUACUGGGUUUUCUCAGCUUCGCAUGUCUUGCUUUGGCAAUCGGAAGCGAGUACUGGUACAUAAUAGAUGUGAAUACUAACUGCUCGAACAGCCAAUCUGUAGUAGGAGUGCAGAGUUCUCAUGCCGGAUUAUGGAGAAUCCAUGAAGGACACAACCUGUAUGUCAUCUCAUUGGAGACGUCCAAUCACACUGCGCUGGAGAAACACCUUCUGAGUUUGCACAGAGCCGUGGUGAUACUUUUGCCGAUGAAUCUGUUGUUGCUCGUAGUAGGUGGCAUCUGCACUCUCUUCAGCGCCCUCAUGUACAGUAGUUGUCUUCUCAAGGCCUCUGCUACAUACCUGCUUCUCUGCAGUGUGCUUACCCUCUCUGGCGUGAGUAUCUACGUCAGCUACUCCCAGCAGGCCCUCGCAGAGGUCCAGCGCACGGUGGACGAGGCGACGCUGUCUCAGGUGGACCCAUCCUUCGGCUGGUCUCUGACUGUGGCCUGCCUCUCGUUUGGCCUGCAGGUGGCCUGUGGGAGCGUCCUGCUGGUGGCUGCCGGGAUAGCCCAGAGGCCGGCACGCUCCGCCAACCCCACCCUCCCCCUGCAUCAGCUGGAGAUGCAGCCCAGCACAAUAACGUCUCUCUGAGGGACUGAACUCAAGUUGAGAGCAAAGACAUUGAUUGAGAGGAGGCAUGCCGUCAGCAUGGCUGUGGUUUCUGUAGAACGCACCACAAUGGACUCGGAUGGAGUCAAAUCUAUAGAUUAUAUAUUGAUGUGAUGUUGAAGUUAUUUCUGUUGUCAGAUAUCACAUUGUCAUUACUGCACUGGAUGAAACUUUUCCUCACAACGGAAAGUCAAGGCACUGUUGUGAAGUUGAAGAAUCGAUCAUGGUGAUUGAAUAACAGGGAUCCACUUUUAAUUUGAUGACAGUGGAAUGAAGAACCAAAUGCCAAUCAACUGCCAUCUCUGAAGAAGUCUGUUAAGCUGCUCAUGCGUAUUUGUUCUUGUCAUGGUAGUUUGAUUGUAAUUUAAAUGUGUGAUUAUCUCAUUUGAUGAACAAUAUUUUAUUCAAAGUGACCUUCAACUGUGUGCAUGCUUGAUAGCGUCUGAACUCAUUGACUCUUCCAUCACCAUACAUCAGAAACGAUUAUUCAGUGGUGAUUUAAUUAUGCAUGAAAUGUCACUGAACAGAUAAUAGUAGUUGCAUUUAUCUAGAGGCCAUUGGUGUAAUUGUGUAUCUUAUUCUGUGUAAUAGGUCAGUUGGUACAGACAGAUUGUUUUAUCCAUCCUGGGCUUCAUCUCUCUGGACAUUUUACGCUGCCGUACAUCUUGUCAUAGUUGCCACAGCUCAAAAAUGUCUCUUUGGAAUUUCUAGGAAGGACUUGCUUCCACCAUGUUUGCCUAACAUCAAAUGGCUAUUUUGAUUACUUUCAGUCUGGUUUUCGGGCA